Molecule: messenger RNA, 3321 nt
Organism: Centrocercus urophasianus (Greater sage-grouse)
Lineage: Eukaryota; Metazoa; Chordata; Aves; Galliformes; Phasianidae
Gene: FEM1B
Product: fem-1 homolog B
Exons: 2
Coding region: 1-1884 (627 amino acids)
Molecular function (GO): protein binding
Source: RefSeq, a predicted model, not a curated record
AUGGAGGGGCUGGCGGGGUACGUGUACAAAGCGGCGAGCGAGGGGCGAGUGCUGACCUUGGCCGCGUUGCUCCUCAACCGCUCCGAGAGCGACAUCAAGUACCUGCUGGGAUACGUCAGCCAGCACGGCGGGCAGCGCUCCACCCCGCUCAUCAUCGCCGCCCGCAACGGCCACACCAAGGUGGUCCGCCUGCUCCUCGAGCACUACCGCGUGCAGACCCAGCAGACCGGCACCGUGCGCUUUGAUGGCUUUGUCAUCGAUGGGGCCACAGCCCUGUGGUGCGCGGCAGGAGCGGGGCACUUUGAGGUUGUCAAGUUGCUGGUCAGUCACGGAGCCAAUGUGAAUCACACUACGGUGACCAACUCGACUCCCCUGAGGGCCGCCUGUUUCGACGGCAGGUUGGACAUCGUCAAGUACCUGGUGGAAAACAAUGCCAACAUCAGCAUCGCCAACAAGUACGACAACACCUGCCUUAUGAUCGCAGCCUACAAGGGCCACACGGACGUGGUGAGGUAUCUCCUCGAGCAGCAUGCAGACCCCAAUGCCAAAGCCCACUGCGGGGCCACGGCGCUGCACUUUGCGGCUGAGGCUGGCCACUUGGAGAUAGUGAGGGAGUUGGUCAAGUGGAAGGCGGCGAUGAUGGUCAACGGCCACGGGAUGACUCCGCUGAAAGUAGCAGCUGAGAGCUGCAAGGCAGAUGUGGUGGAGCUGCUGCUGGCGCACGCCGGCUGCAACAGGAGAAGUCGGAUCGAGGCGCUGGAGCUGCUGGGAGCCUCGUUUGCUAACGACAGGGAGAACUACGACAUCAUGAAGACUUACCACUACCUGUACUUAGCGAUGCUGGAGAGGUACAGAGACAGCGAGGAUAUCAUCGAGAAGGAAGUUCUUCCACCCAUCGAAGCGUACGGGAACAGGACGGAAUGCAGAACUCCUCAGGAAUUAGAGUCCAUCAGGCAGGACAGAGAUGCCCUCCACAUGGAAGGCCUCAUUGUGCGUGAAAGAAUUCUGGGCUCGGACAACAUCGAUGUCUCUCACCCCAUUAUUUACCGUGGGGCUGUUUAUGCGGAUAGCAUGGAGUUCGAGCAGUGUAUCAAGCUGUGGCUCCAUGCCUUGCACCUGAGGCAAAAAGGCAACAGGAAUACUCACAGGGACCUGCUGAGGUUUGCCCAGGUCUUUUCUCAGAUGAUACACUUAAACGAGCCGGUUAAAGCCAAGGACAUCGAGAGUGUUCUGAGGUGCAACGUCUUGGAAAUAGAACAAGGCAUGUCCCGCAUCAAAACCACCCAGGACGCUGACAUCCACACAGCCAUGGACAACUACGAAUGCAAUAUUUUUACCUUCCUCUACUUGGUCUGCAUCUCCACUAAGACCCAGUGCAGCGAAGAGGAUCAGUCGCGCAUCAACAAGCAGAUCUACACCCUGAUUCAUCUCGACCCCAGGACGCGGGAUGGCUCCAGCCUGCUGCAUCACGCCGUCAAUUCCAGCACUCCCGUGGACGACUUCCACACCAAUGAUGUCUGCAGCUUCCCGAAUGCUCUCGUCACGAAGCUGCUGCUGGACUGCGGUGCUGAUGUGAACGCUGUGGACAACGAGGGGAACAGUCCUCUCCACCUCAUUGUCCAAUACCACAGGCCCAUCAGUGACUUCUUGACGUUGCAUUCCAUCAUCAUUAGCCUGGUGGAGGCCGGAGCCCACACAGACAUGACAAAUAAGCAGAAGAAAACUCCUCUGGAUAAAAGUACCACGGGGGUGUCUGAAAUACUCCUUAAAACUCAAAUGAAGCUGAGUCUCAAGUGCCUGGCUGCCCGUGCGGUGCGGAUCUAUAACAUCAGCUAUCAGAACCAGAUCCCCAGAACUCUGGAGGAGUUUGUGAAGUUUCACUAGGCUACACAAAACCUUUUGUGGUGGUGCUAUCCCACGAUGACAUCGAUUGCAGGCGACAGAACAUGCGUGUAUACAUGGAGUUGUGUUUCUCUCUCGUUUUGGUUCCUUUGGAUUCGGUCUGCAGCCUCUGUUCUCAUGUGGAUCCUGGGGGGGAUAAAAGCCACGUGAUUUUCCCAUAGUCACACCUGGUGUUUGAGAUUUUGGUCAUUGCUUUUAAUUAGAAAAAUAAUCAUAAUGUUUUCUCCCUUGUUUUCAGGGACAAAAGAAAAAGAUUCCCCAUGUAAGUGGUGCAGAAUAUUUUGUUCCAAAUCUAUCUCUCUGCUGGUGAUGGCAGUUGAAUGCUCUGAGUGGUUCCAUACAAAGGCACCCCAGUGCCCCACUCACGCUGCUCCCAAGGUUUUAAAGUGUCUCCAAGUGAGGUAGGGGAUGGAAUUCCCUGGUCGUUACGUGGUUAAUGUCUCAGCACACAGAGCAGCCCAUUGCUCUUAUACCUCACAGUCUUACAAUGCCUUUCAGUUCAUGCUGAAGAUGUUGGUAACAUCUUAAAAGCUUUUAAUUUUCUUUUUAAUGACUUUCUGAACAGCAGUUAUCAACAGCUACAGAAGUAAGGGAUGCUCUGUUAGGAAAUACAGGUUCAAAUUCAGAUGUGGUCUGUUCCUCUCGUUAACAGUUGAAGUACCAAGCUCUUCAUUGGCAAUACUCUGGUAAGUGUUGAGUAGCUUCUGGAGAACGAACUGGCACGUUGGUCAAAGUGAACCAGCAGCAUGGUUUCCUUUUAUGCAGCUAAAAGUCCCUCACAUGUAAAGGCCCUGCAUGGGUACCUGGGGAAUGGACAGGGUAUCUGUGUCUGUGUGUGUCCCAGCAUUUCAAACUGCUUUUCACUUGUUUUUGGGCGCUCAACACGCACCUUCCUCGGACUCAAAGUGUGUGGAGCUGCACUCUCAGAUUCCAAAUGCUGUAUCUUCCUAACGGGGUCGUCGUCGCCAAAGAGAGUCUUCCUUCAGAGCGUGAUUCUGCUUGAAACUGCUUCCUCCAACAAGCCAGGAGUCUGUGCCUCCCCCAGUUGGACUUUGUGAGAAUUUUUUCAUCAUUUUUACUCCUUUCAUUAUGGAAAUCUCUCUUAAAACUGAUUUUUACGAUGAACUCUCCUAUCAUAAGGUCUUCUAUGGUAAGCAGCUGAUUGUACAGUGGAACUGUUGCCUCAGACGGGGCUCGUCCUGGCUGGGAGCUGCAGAUGCUGUGGCAGUACUGCGUCGCUGGUCUCACCGCCCCCUGGGAACUCUGCCAUUUUAAAAGCAGCUUUUUAACCCUCAGAUGAUGAAAGAAUGUUCUGUAGGUUUGUUUUUUUUUUUUAAACAAUGAUCCGGGUAGAACUCCAAGGCGAGAUUAUGGCACACGUUUCUAUUUGUAUGACAAAUAAAUAAACACUGAAUGUGG